GAUACAGGGCUGGUCACACGAUUUUUAGAACGCUGCAAAUAUCGCACAGGGUUGAGAUCGACGGGAUUUCCUGUGGUAUUGCUGAGCUGCAGAAUUUUAGUUGAGGCUUGUAAAGUAUCUAGUCAGUGUCAUCUUUUCAGAUUUAAUGUCUUAAUCACGUAAUAUCUUCUGUGCGUGCCCUAGACUACAUCCAGAAGUAGCUAGCUAGCCAGAAAUAAAAAUGUCUGAACCCACGGUGGCCGACACUCGCCGGUUAAACUCAAAGCCCCAAGACCUCACGGAUGCUUACGGACCUCCGAGUAAUUUUCUGGAAAUUGACGUCUACGACCCCCAAACUAUUGGAGUUGGGCGGAAUCGUUUCACUACUUACGAAGUCCGAAUGAGGACAAACCUCCCCAUUUUCAAGUUGAAGGAGUCUUGUGUUCGAAGAAGGUACAGCGACUUUGAGUGGCUGAAAAAUGAGCUGGAAAGAGACAGUAAGAUUGUUGUGCCUCCUCUGCCUGGGAAAGCAUUGAAGAGACAGCUGCCCUUCCGUGGUGAUGAGGGAAUAUUUGAGGAGUCCUUUAUUGAAGAGAGACGAGUUGGACUUGAACAGUUCAUUAACAGAAUUGCUGGUCACCCCUUGGCCCAGAAUGAGCGCUGUCUUCAUAUGUUCCUGCAAGAGGAGAGCAUUGAUCGGAACUACAUCCCUGGAAAAGUACGGCAGUAGGGCUUUCCAAACUGGGACUCGGGGAGGGUCUUCUUUCUCCUGUUAUCAACUUCUAUUCCCACUCAUCUGCAGACAGUGCAGAGUAACAUUUAUUUUUACACCAAGUAAAUCUAGAUGCAUCAUAAACAAUGCAGGACUUGAAUAUAUUGGGCAGAUGAUGUUUUGUACACGUGUCUGAGAGUUGCUCUUUACACACACAGUGUAAUUUGUUUUAUUACAUCCAUGCAAUGUCCUUGUUAGAGCGUGCGUGUGCAUUAUAUGAUUAUACAUGAAAGCUGUAGCACUAAACAAAGAUGGUUGGCUCAUGUCUUUGUCCUCUCAGGCAGCUGUUAAGAGUCUAUACUAUGAGAAUGGAGAAUAUAUUCCAGGUGAAAUUCAGAAGUGCUUACUUUUCCUUCAGACAAACUUUCUAAUUUCAAUAUACCUGAUAAUCUUAAAAAGAUGUUUGUUGGUAGAACUGUACCAGCCAGUUAUGCUCUCAUUCACUGCGGUUCAAGGCCUUAGCAGAAUUUGCUAGAAGUAUAACAUGGUUAUUAUGUAUUGUAUUGUGAUACAUGCUGUAUCUGCACAUUCCUGAGGUCUAAAAUGCUUAUGAUAAUUGGCCAUACUUGCAUAGUGUUCUAGCUACAAAUCUAAUAAAAUGUAAGAGCUCUACAUUCUUCACACUACUGAUAAAGUCCAAGUAUUGUUUUAUGUCCAUUAGCUGGAGAGCAUGAAGAAGUGAAUGUACCCAUUCUGAUGUGGUGUCAGACUAGAGGUGCUUCAAGUACGCAGCAUAGGAGUUCCAUUACAUGAAAGAGAUUCAAACUCCACUCCCUAGAGGACAAAGUAUUUGCCAACUUUGUAAAAGUUGUCCUGCCAAAGUCGAGUCAUUUUCCUCAGAAUGACGCUAUAUUUAUGUUCUCUUCCUGUGUUAAUCAAUCUGUGCCUGUGACAUUUGUCUGUAAAUAAAGUAUAACAAAAUAGUGA
Molecule: messenger RNA, 1678 nt
Organism: Colossoma macropomum (tambaqui)
Lineage: Eukaryota; Metazoa; Chordata; Actinopteri; Characiformes; Serrasalmidae
Gene: snx12
Product: sorting nexin 12
Exons: 4
Coding region: 221-709 (162 amino acids)
Biological process (GO): endocytic recycling; late endosome to Golgi transport
Cellular component (GO): early endosome membrane; retromer complex
Molecular function (GO): phosphatidylinositol-3-phosphate binding
Source: RefSeq, a predicted model, not a curated record